AUGUCAAGCUCACAGUCCCUCACCGAGACCCCAUCUUCGCCCCGCGGUGGAUCUACCAAUCGAGGCAAUCGGUCAAACCGACGGAAUAGCAGCACAUCACAAAACUCCGCCGACAAUCGUGGUCGAGGAACUGGACCCAGAGGUUCUCGGGGUCAAAGAGGCGGGAGGGGGAGAAGCCAGGGCCAUGGACAUGGACUGGGACAGGAGAACGCGCCUUCUACAAUUUCUCUUCCUUCAGAAUCCACAGCAGAGAGUAGCUCAGGGCGGCCACCCGGGGGCAGCUUCGGUGCUCGCCUGACCGGAGCUGCCUCAAAAUCCGAAGGCGACUCAAAAGGCUCUCAACCACAAGAAGACGAAGCGCAGUCGGCAGUUGAGGAUAAAGAGCUGUGUUUCAUAUGUGCCAGUCCCAUUGAGCACGUUUCGAUUUCACCCUGCAAUCACCAAACGUGCCACAUCUGCUCCUUGAGGUUGAGGGCAUUGUACAAGACACGGGCCUGUGCUCACUGUCGGACAGAAGCACCGUUUGUGAUCUUUACCGACAAUGCGGAGAAACGGUUCGACGAAUUCGAUGACGAAGACUUUGUCAAGAUUGAUGAGAAUCUGGGUAUCAAAUAUGAGAAAGAUGUUAUUUGGGAAGAUACGCGUCUGCUUCUUCGAUAUAACUGCCCAGACAAGGACUGUGAGGUUGCAUGUCUCGGAUGGCCCGAUCUACACCGCCAUGUCAAAACCAAGCAUGGGAAAAUAAUGUGCGAUUUAUGUACGAGAAACAAGAAGGUUUUCACGCAUGAGCACGAGCUGUUUACUUUCGGGGAACUUCGACGACAUGAGCGAUUCGGAGACGACAAUCCGGGAGCAAUAGACCAGUCUGGCUUCAAAGGACAUCCCGAGUGCGGCUUCUGCAAACAGAGAUUCUACGGAGACGAUGAGCUUUACAACCAUUGCCGAGAGAAACACGAGAAAUGCCACAUUUGCGACAGACGGAAUGGAGGCAGAAAUCCGCAGUAUUACCUCAACUAUCAAGAACUGGAAAAGCAUUUUGCAGAAACCCACUUUGUCUGCAUGGACGCUGAGUGUCAGGCAAACAAGACCAAUGUAUUCGAAUCAGAAAUGGACCUCAAAGCGCAUCAAUUGUCUGAGCAUCCAAACGGGCUCUCGAAAGACGCCCGCAGAGAUGCACGCCUUGUCAAUCUUUCUGGCUUUGAUAUUCGAGCUCCAUAUCAACCUCAGCGACGGGGUGGCCGUGAGAACAGAGGCAGUGGCAGAGGCCGGGAUCCGAAUGCUGAACCGUUGCCUCUGUCAAGUGCUCAGCCUCUUGGGCGUGCGGAGCUGGCAUAUCAAAGACAACUCGCAAUUCAGAGUUCCCAGUCGGUAUCGACCAGGACUUUUGGAGGACAACUUACACAAUCCGUCCCUGCGCCCCAUCCGCAGCCCGCCACCGCACCAUCAACUCAAGAAUUACCGGCCGUCGAAAACAUCAGUCUCGAGUCCCCAACUCAGUCAACUGUAAACAUGACACCUCAGGAACAGGCGCGGGCCCUAAGACACCAAGCCGUGACUAACCGCGCCGUUACGCUCUUGAAGAACGACAAGACCAAAUUGUCACAAUUUCGUACCCAUGUUUCCGCUUAUCGUAGCGGAACCAGCUCCGCAACCGAUCUCAUUGACGCUUUCUUCUCACUUUUGGACUGUUCCAGUGCUGAAAUGGGCAAAUUGGUCCGUGAACUGGCAGAUUUGUAUGAGGACGAGCCUAAACGUCAAUCCCUGCUCCAAGCGUGGAAUGACUGGCGCAGCAUCAAUGAAGAUUAUCCCAGCCUCCCCGGACCAAGUGGAACAUUGCCAGGUGUAUCGAGUGGGACAGCAGGCUCAAGUGGUGACCGGCGAGUCUUGACUCUGAAGAGAAGUACGGCGCAGUCAUCCCGAUCAGCUGUAUCGAGACAAGGCUCAUGGGGCAAUGCUCUCGCAAUCGGCAUGAGCCAAGACCCAUUUCCGGCACUGUCCUCGACAAAUGCCAGUUCUCGCAAACAAGGGACGGCCAUAGCGGCACCUGCUCCCUGGGGGAAUACUACGGCACCUCAAGUCACCAAGACAACAAUCAGCAACGCACCCGUUUCCCGACCCACGCCAAAGACAGCAUCAACACUUCGUCAAGCAACCCGCAGUAGUCCACCUCCAAGACAGACCGAAGAGAUGUUCCCAGCUCUCCCGACUGCGCCAAAACCCAACACCACAAUGGCAGGCUUCAACACCCGGGGUUCUGGCCGCUGGCUAGGCUCUAGCCGCAACUCCCCGUCAGGAUCGGGGACUACCACCCCAGUGAAUCCCUGGGGAAAUGGCGGACUGACACCGACACCGGCGCAGGCUGCUGUCGCUACCGCGCCUCCUGUUGGAGGCGUGGGCGCCCCAAGCGACAAUGGCGCGAUCGAAAGCGGUGAGGGAACCGUAGGAAGAAAGAAGGGCAAGAAGUCGAGAAAGGGCGAGACUUUGUUCCAUUUCGGAUAA
Molecule: messenger RNA, 2499 nt
Organism: Rhinocladiella mackenziei CBS 650.93
Lineage: Eukaryota; Fungi; Ascomycota; Eurotiomycetes; Chaetothyriales; Herpotrichiellaceae
Exons: 2
Coding region: 1-2499 (832 amino acids)
Biological process (GO): protein ubiquitination; rescue of stalled cytosolic ribosome
Molecular function (GO): ubiquitin protein ligase activity; ribosome binding
Source: RefSeq, a predicted model, not a curated record